This is a messenger RNA of Closterium sp. NIES-65, 591 nucleotides long. NCBI's taxonomy places the organism in Eukaryota, Viridiplantae, Streptophyta, Zygnematophyceae, Desmidiales, Closteriaceae. The record is from the annotation of a GenBank genome assembly.
AUGCCUGGGUCCAGAAUAAUAUUCCACAAGGGAAUCCCAGCCCUCUCAGCAACGGCCACCUGGCAUGUCAGCUCAGAUGCCACGUCAGCAAUAAGAUCUUUGCCUGGUGGACUGCCCUCCAAUGUCAAUAAUAUCUGCUCCUUCCGCCACCAUUCUCUCUGCUUCUCUUGCUGCUGCCUCGACAUUCACACAUACACUGCUGUUGUUGUUUUUGCUGCUGCUGCCACUGCCGCCGCCGCUGCUGCUGCUGCUGCUACUGCCGCUGCUGCUGCUGCUGCUGCUGCUGCUGCUGCUGCUACUGCCGCCGCUGCUGCUGCUGCUGCUGCUGCUGCUGCUGCUGCUGCUGCUGCUGCUGCUGCUGCUGCUGCUGCUGCUGCUGCUGCUGCUGCUGCUGCUGCUGCUGCUGCUGCUGCCUCUGUCGUCGCUGCCACUGCCGCUGUCAUUCCCAUCCCUGGUGAAUCUCCCCCCAUCACUAAAGCUAUCAGGAGUGAUGUUCAGAAUACCCAUUACCAGAGGCCGCUGCUGCCCCUCCCACGCCCACAAGGGACCCUCCCCCUCUUCCUUCCUCCCCUCGCUCUGCCCUCUAAAUAG